UUUAUCCACAACAUUUGUUCUUUCAACCCUGCUCUCCUUCAUCACUCAUUCUCUCUUCAACAAUGGCUUCUUCUUCUCUCUCAACCCAUUAUCACUUCAUUUCUCCUCUUUCUCCUUCUUCAAAGAACAAUGCUAACAUCAAGCUUUCCUCUUCUCUUUUUGCUUCUCCCAUUAGCUUAUCUUCAAACCCCAAUAUUUCUCUUCAAUUCUUUGACAAGAAACACUCCCCACUUCUUUCAACAGCUCCAAGAAGGCUCUCGGUUAUUGCAAUGGCCCCUCCAAAGCCUGGUGGAAAGGCCAAGAAAGUGAUUGGAUUGAUAAAGUUGGCUUUAGAGGCAGGGAAGGCAACUCCUGCACCACCUGUAGGACCGGCACUUGGUUCAAAGGGUGUAAAUAUUAUGGCUUUUUGUAAGGAUUAUAAUGCCAGAACUGCAGAUAAAGCUGGUUAUGUCAUUCCUGUUGAGAUUACUGUUUAUGAUGAUAAAAGCUUUACUUUUAUUUUGAAGACACCUCCUGCUUCAGUUUUAUUGAUUAAAGCUGCAGGAGUGGAGAAAGGUUCUAAAGAUCCAAAGAUGGAGAAAGUGGGUAAGGUAACGAUUGACCAAUUACGCACCAUAGCUACUGAAAAGCUUCCAGACUUGAAUUGCACAACCAUUGAAUCAGCAAUGAGAAUCAUAGCAGGCACUGCAGCUAACAUGGGGAUCGAUGUAGAUCCUCCCAUUCUUGAACCUAAAAAGAAAGUUGUCUUGUAGUUCACUUAGUUACUUUUGCCUUGAUUUUGUUAUAUCUGUAUUCAUAAUCAUUUGUAGAAGCAAUUCAUGGAAAGAUCUGUAUUCAUGUUCUGUAUCCUUAAUCCUGGUCUUUUUGGCUAUAAAUUUUACGAUCUGGUGGAUGGCUAGAGAGCUUCAAUCGAAAA
Molecule: messenger RNA, 916 nt
Organism: Populus euphratica (Euphrates poplar)
Lineage: Eukaryota; Viridiplantae; Streptophyta; Magnoliopsida; Malpighiales; Salicaceae
Product: 50S ribosomal protein L11, chloroplastic-like
Exons: 4
Coding region: 63-752 (229 amino acids)
Biological process (GO): translation
Cellular component (GO): ribosome; cytosolic large ribosomal subunit
Molecular function (GO): large ribosomal subunit rRNA binding; structural constituent of ribosome
Source: RefSeq, a predicted model, not a curated record